ACGAUGAAAGUGUGAUGUAAGAGAUAGGCCGGCGAAACAGAAGAUUUGGUUGAAACUAUGGCAAAGGCUGUGGUGUUGGGAGGAGGAAUUAGCGGAUUAUCAUCUGCCUAUUAUGCAUUACAAGAAGGGACUUCUUCAAAAUUUGCCAAGGUGGUAUUGCUUGAGGCUUCUAACAGAUUUGGUGGUUGGUUACAUUCUACUAAAUUUGAAGAUGGGGCUGUGUUUGAUUAUGGUCCACGGAGUUUUCGUCCAACUUAUGUUGGUUCUGGAUUGAACACUGUGGAGCUUGCUCUGAAGCUUGGCCUUCGUGAUGAUAUUAUUGCAGUAGACAAACGUGAUCCAAGCAAUGUCCGGUAUGUCUACAAGGAUAAGAAAGUCCAUCAAAUGCCUGGAACCAUACUUGAUGCCAUUCGUGUUGUUCCACCAUUAAAGAGAAGGUUGAUAUGGACUGCUUAUCAAGACACUUUUGCUGCAAAAGCGACUGAAGAUGAAAGUGUGCAUUCAUUUUGUACAAGACGUUACGGGAAAGAGAUAGCUGAUAUCAUGGGUGAUGCUAUGGUUCACCCUUCUAUUACAGGUCCAAUGGUAUCCAUGUCAAAACCCAUCUUGCAUUACAUCACUAACUGGACUAUGUGGUCAUUGAAAGAAGGUUGUCAGCAACUGUCUGAUACUUUGGUCAAACACCUGACCAGUCCACAGAUGUCAGCUGAAUUACAGCUUAAUAAUAAAUGUACAAAACUGACAUUCAAAGAUGGUGCAGCAGUGGUAACCAGUGAUAAAGGGGAGAUAACUACAGACCAUGUUUUCAGUUCUAUCUAUGCUAGAGAUUUAGCUCAAAUCCUUCCUGAGGAACACAGUGAAUUAGCACAGGAGCUAAAGGCCAUCCCUGCUGUGUCUGUUAUUGUGGUCAAUCUGGAAUAUCCUGUUGAGAGUCCAAUGAAGGGCUUUGGUCACUUACUACCUUCGAUUGAAGACGGACCAGUUCUUGGUGUGGUGUACAACUCCUGUGUCUUUCCACAACAGGAUCGAAUCCAACAAAAGGGAAAAAGCUCUAGAUUUACGGUGAUGCUGGGUGGAGCAUGGUACGAUGAACUCCUGGAGAGAAUGGGUGGUUCAUUAAACCCAAAUGGCUUUGCCCUUUUCGGGAUGAAAGUGAUUGCUGAACAUCUGAAAAUUACAGAAAAACCUUCAAAAGUUGAUGUCAUAAUUCAAAAUGACUGCAUCCCUCAGUAUUUUGUGGGUCAUAACGAGCGUGUAGAGAGAAUAUUUAAAUACAUAAAGGACAAUAACCUACCAUUAAGUUUGGUCGGCUCAUCGUAUAAAGGAGUUAGUGUAAAUGACUGUAUAUACAAUGCCAAACUUCGUGUGGAAAAGUUUACUGGUCCAUCACCAUAUGUAUCCCCUGAUAUAUCAAAGGAACAUUUCGCAUUUUAAACCACAAGGGCUGCAGUUGGUGAACUCUGGUGAGAAAUCCUGGUUUUAUCAGGAAUCCAAUGUUGACUUCUCCUGGGCCAAAAACUGAUAUGUUUAUUGUAAAGUUGAUACAAGUCACAAGAACUAGGGAAGGAAGUCCAGUAUGUAGUUUUGUAUACACUGGUGUAUAGGUAUACAGUAACACUGUAUCUGUAGGUCUAGCUGGGUUAAUGCCCUGGAUAGUGGAUUUAGUAUUGUAACUUAUUGAUAAUUAAAAGUGUUUAGGCUGUGAAAUAAGUUAAAACCACCAAGAAUGCUAUUCCUAAACAAAACUGGAUAUUUAUCUUUUUACCAUUUUUUGGAAAUAUUUAUUAGAAGAGUGCAGAUCUAAUGUAAUCCUUGGAAUAUUGCAUAAAGUACAUUGAACAUAAGAGAAGGGAUACAUGUGUAUGUGGGUAUGUCCAUGUGAGAGAGAUGAUGUUUUGUGAUCUCUGUGUUUUAUUAAAUAAAAUCUAUUUUUG
Messenger RNA from Ylistrum balloti, 1934 nucleotides. Its product is annotated as protoporphyrinogen oxidase-like. NCBI's taxonomy places the organism in Eukaryota, Metazoa, Mollusca, Bivalvia, Pectinida, Pectinidae. Gene Ontology annotation, molecular function: protoporphyrinogen oxidase activity, oxygen as acceptor. Gene Ontology annotation, cellular component: mitochondrial inner membrane. The transcript is spliced from 11 exons. The record is from RefSeq and is a predicted model, not a curated record. Gene Ontology annotation, biological process: heme biosynthetic process. Bases 58 to 1434 code for a protein of 458 amino acids.